This is a messenger RNA of Haplochromis burtoni (Burton's mouthbrooder), 4187 nucleotides long. It is a transcript of the gene vax1, whose product is annotated as ventral anterior homeobox 1. NCBI's taxonomy places the organism in Eukaryota, Metazoa, Chordata, Actinopteri, Cichliformes, Cichlidae. The transcript is spliced from 3 exons. Gene Ontology annotation, molecular function: DNA binding; DNA-binding transcription factor activity, RNA polymerase II-specific. Gene Ontology annotation, biological process: neuron differentiation; regulation of DNA-templated transcription; brain development. The record is from RefSeq and is a predicted model, not a curated record. Bases 1119 to 2063 code for a protein of 314 amino acids.
AUGAGAGAGAGCGUAGGCAGCCGAAGCACUAAUGACAAGUUUUGUUCCCCUUUUUUGUCUCCUUCAAAUAUGCAGGUUAAGAUUGCGAGAGCUGAAGAUGGCUUUUAGGGUGCAAUCAUUUGAAUACUGAAGGACCUCGCUGGGCUUUUCUCUUUGACCGAAUCACAUGAUGACACAGGAAACUUGAACACAAUUCUCAUUUAAGAGGAGCCCAGCAUUGUUGUGGUGAUCCGGCUGGCUAAGUCAUCAUUGCCUUCAUAAAUUUUGCUAUGUGUGGAUUUUUUCAUUACCCUUUGUUAGCUAUCUCUCUCACACUCUGUCUCCCUCUCUGGCUCACUCCCAGUUUCUCUUGCCUACAACAGCGUAGUGACAAGAUCUGCACGUUGCAGAAUUCCACUGAUUGGAGAGAAAGCCAACGGGAAAAAUGAGAUCAAAGUUCACUGACAGGCUGCAGCAACAAGGUACGCUGUAAAAAGUCAGUGGGACAAAAUAACCAGCCGCGUUCUGGCACCGGAAGAACGACGUGUCCGGGAACUUUUUUGGGCUCCGGUCGACUCGUACCUCUGCGAUUGUGUGCGGGAGGCUUGGUUGCGAGACAAGACCAAUCAUUUGUCUUGAUACCCUGCACUGAGAGCAGGCAAACUGAGGGGGACGGAACGAACAAACCCCUCUAUCAAGACCUGAUCUAUUUCCCCAAACAAUUUUGUGUAUUCAUGAGGUUACGCAAAUGUGGAGGCAGCAAAAUUACCGUAAUCAAUUGAAACAGCCAGUGCGCAUCCAUGGCUCUGAUUAUUUGGAGAUCAUCUAUCAGCCUGAUGGCUGUGUAACGAGGAAAGGGGGGCAUUGAAUUACUAUUGAGAUUUACUGAGAAGUCCAUGAUCAUUGGGCAAGGGAGUUUGGUCAGUGAUAAUAGGACUCCUUGGUCUGGCGGCGGCGGAAGUAUUUCUCCAAACAUUAGAUAGCUGACUCUGCACUGCUGAAAGGUGCUGUUUUGAAACUAAAACCCACAGUGUCCGGACAGGCUGGUGAGCUGCAUUCUCCAUAAUCUCCUUUCCCCCCCACCUGACAAAGGAAAAUCAGAGGUGGACGAGCGGCGGCUCUAAGAGGAUAAACUGAGCAUGGAGGUCAGAUACAACCAAGAGACUGAAGGGAUGGUGCUGAAGAAUGGACUAAAGGAGGGGAAAGAUGGCAAGGACUCCCAGGGCAGCCUGACCAAAAGCUUCCUCAAGGACCAGCAGGACUCCUUUGCCCCCUCCGGUACCGUGGACACUUGUGACAAGAACAGGGGGAGCACAGGAGACCCAGACUACUGUCGGAGAAUACUUGUUCGAGAUGCUAAAGGCUCCAUAAGAGAAAUCAUCCUGCCCAAAGGUUUGGACUUGGACCGGCCGAAGCGUACCCGCACCUCCUUCACUGCAGAGCAGCUCUACCGUUUAGAGAUGGAGUUUCAGAGGUGCCAGUAUGUGGUUGGAAGGGAACGCACAGAAUUGGCCCGUCAGCUCAACCUCUCUGAAACUCAGGUGAAAGUCUGGUUCCAGAACCGCCGUACUAAGCAGAAGAAGGACCAGGGGAAGGACUCUGAGCUGCGUUCGGUAGUUUCAGAAACAGCAGCCACCUGCAGUGUCCUCAGACUGCUGGAGCAGGGCCGGCUGCUGACGCCUCCCGGCCUGCCGGGCCUCCUGCCUCAUUGCGGCGGCGGCACUCUGGGCUCUGCCCUGCGGCCGCCCUCCAUGGCCAUGGCCAGCAACGGCAGCAGUAGCAGCAGCAGUAGCGGAGGAAGCACCGGUACAGCAGGCGGCAGCCCCCCGCUACCCGCCGUCACCAGCUCAGGGACAGUGGCAAGCUUGCAAAGCUCACCGGCAGCUCACAGCCUUUUCAGCUUCCCUAUGCCCUCCUUACUCAGUGGCGUCGCCACCCGCAUUUCCUCCAACCCCCUCUCCAUGGCGGGCUCCCUGGCUGGAAACCUGCAGGAACUUUCUGCUCGCUACCUGAGUUCCUCUGCCUUUGAGCCUUACUCGCGGACCAAUGGCAAAGAAUCCAUGGACAAGAAAAUCCUGGAAUAAUGUUUUUACAUAGACGGAGUCCUGUUUCCUCAGGACACGUGCCGGUUAUUUUCCUUGGCUGUUAUUGUCAUUUUCUGGUUUCGAGCUGUCUCUUCAUCUGUCUGUGUCAUGUUUUGUAGCAGUUCAUGUAUUCCAGUUGCGCAUCUGGCGCCUUGUACAAGGAAGCAAACAUAAGCUCGUCUUAACAAAGAAAAGGUGGCAGUGGGGAGAUUUUGCACAAGAAGUUCAUAAAGGACUUUAUAAAAGAGAAUUAGAGAGAUAUACACUGAGGAGAGUACUAACAGAUGUCUUUCUGUUAAUAAACAAAUAUUUAGUCCAAAAACCAACUAUAUACUGAAGCGCGUAGAGAAUACAGCUGCUAAUGUGGUGCAUACAGGCUACGGCAGGGCGCUGAAGACUGGUGACAGGAACUGUAAAGUUAUGGUGAUGUUGUUGAACUGUGUUCUUUGAUUGUGAUGGGUAGGUGCGUGUCAGAGCAGUGAGUAGAUAUAGACAAACAACAUGAGACGUCAAACACCUGAGCAGCAGUUUGUGUCAUCCUGAUAAUUCAGCGCUUUUAAAAUUUUACCUUAGCAAGGCCAAUUUCCUGAAAUAGAAUUAAAGAAGGGGUCGAGUGUGCGAUUACAGGCCAGAGUGAAACCCAGGCGAUCAGAGAUGCAGAUGUGUCAUAAGAGCAUCUUUUGUAAAUCUGUAUUAUCUUUGAACCAAAACAGAAUCCCGAACAAUGUCGUCAUACAGCAUGAGAGCUGUUCACACACACACACAUAUAUAUAAGUGUGUGUGUGUGACUGUAAUUCCACUACGAGUUCUCCAGGUUCUGGUGUACAGUUUCUGUUGCGUGUUGGAGCUGAGCACAGGUACGAGCUACUGAAAGGGAGAAAAGGCUUUUCAGCUGAAACUGUUUGCUUUGUUGAACGCUACAAGGUAACAGCUUUUUCAAUCAUUAAGACAACCUUUCCUGUGCAAAAUUUCUUAAAUCCACAGCCUUCAGAAAAGAUUAAGGCCGAUGAUUCUUGUGGAGACUGAAUGAAAUUAUUGUAGUACUCAAGUACUGGAAAUGCAAAAUGUACCUUAAAGUUGUUAUUUUAUUGUAAAUUAUUUACUUCUGUAAUUAAUAGAUUAUUAGUAUAUCUGGAAAAUAAUGAAUGAAUGAAUGUAUUAGCAGGGUUGAGGAUUCAAUCAAAAGCUCUUUGGUGCUGUUGUUGUGAAAUAUCUUGAAAUUUGUGAAACGUGUGGUUCAAAUGUUGAUAUAUAUUAUGUAUACGGCUGCAGACAAAGACAAGUGUGUUUUUUUUUCUUCCAUACAUGUUGCUAUAAAUUAAGUUAUGAUAAAUCUCAUGACUGUCAUACCUCCUCUACACGCGCCUGAUGUGAUGCUUGCUGAUGUUGUUCCCACUCAUCCUUUGACUGGAGGGAACAAAAGCUAUGAAGCAACACAGUGGACUAACGUGUUGCAGUGACAGUGUAAUUUUAUUAGGGCUGUACAGCUAUUUAUAUAAGCAAACGUUUUAUUAAUUUUGUACAAAAGAUAUCAGAAACGGUAGAAAAAACUGCCUUUUUUCCUUUUUCCAAACUCUAAAACAAUGAAAUCAACAAAGGCCGGAGCAGACGGCGGAGUCAGGAUCUUCUUGCUGCGAGGCAGCAGUGCUAACCGCUGUCCCACCAUGCUGCCCCGGCUCCUACGUUCUCCCUGUGGGUUCUCUCCGGGAUAAUGGUGCCAGUUCAGUUCAGACAUUCGUUUCACUUUUCACAAAUGUGAGUUUCUGUAUUUUCUGACUAAAAUCUACACAACAAAAGGAAACAGUUGACUAGAGCGUUCGUUUCCACAUCUGGUUCGCCCUUUUGUUUUCCUGUGAACUCGAAACAAUAACCUUUAGGGCUAGCAGCCAGUAUCCUGUUUUUCACCUGCUCCACCAUCUAAUGAGUCGGCUGGACGGGAGAGCUGCAGCGUUCACCCAGUCCUCCAAACACACUUUAACAAACUCCUCCUAAAAGUUUCUCUCAGUCUAAUUUCAAGUUAUUUUCAGUAAAUUUGAAGAAAACAAAAUUUGCAUAGAAUCGUGUUUUUAGUCAUUUAACACAUUUGCAUAAAUGAAUAUUAGAAAUAAAAGGAAAACUUCCAAA